Centropristis striata (black sea bass) is the source of this 4278-nucleotide messenger RNA. RefSeq names its product glucosidase, alpha; neutral C (gene ganc). Gene Ontology annotation, molecular function: alpha-1,4-glucosidase activity; carbohydrate binding. NCBI's taxonomy places the organism in Eukaryota, Metazoa, Chordata, Actinopteri, Perciformes, Serranidae. Gene Ontology annotation, biological process: N-glycan processing; carbohydrate metabolic process. The transcript has 25 exons. The record is from RefSeq and is a predicted model, not a curated record. Bases 120 to 2828 code for a protein of 902 amino acids.
GUCAGUGUCAACAAUAGUUUACCCGGAGGGUUACACAGAAAAAUAAUAUUAUUAAUACUUAAACCAGAAGACGGAGACCACCUGUUAACGGCUGAUGUUUGUCUGUCUGUCUGAUCGAUAUGGCGGAAGAAAGCCAAACCGUUGUUAGUGUUAUUCCUGAUGAUGAAGGAAAAGGGAAGUUCAAGAAGAGUGGCGAUGUUGCUUUUUACAGGCGACAGAUCCAGAGCCCAAACCUGCAGCACCGAGCCCUUUUGGACACCAUGGUGCUCACAGAGAAGGGGGCACGUUUUGAGCUGUUGGAACCAGACAUACAGACCAAGCUGCUUCUCUCCGUGUCACCUUGCAAAAACGACACUGUGAGGAUAUUUAUAGACGAACUGCAGCCCCUUAAAGCACGAUACCGAGUUCCAGAUGUGACAACAGAGGAGCAGCAGUGUGAACAGUUGAGAGUGCAGAGACAGACGAAGGACUCUGUCACCCUCUCUUGGUCAUCAGGACGUCACCAGGUGUGUGUCUGGCAUUUCCCUUUCCGGCUGGAGAUCCUGUGUGAAGACAAAGUGAUGCUUACAUUCAACUCUAAGAGCAAACUGUGGUUCGAGAUGCUGCAGGACCCACCCAGAGCCACAUCUCAUGGUAGUGAGAUUCAAGAGGACCACACAAGUUUAUUAUGGAAAGAGACUUUCAAGCAGUUUGUGGAUAUCAAAGCUAAUGGGCCCAGUAGCAUCGGGGCUGACCUCUGUCUCCAGGGGUUCAGGCAUGUGUACGGUCUACCAGAACACGCUGACGGCUUUCAGCUCAGAGACACCAGAGACGGCGAACCUUACCGGCUGUAUAACUUGGAUGUCUUUGCGUAUGACUUGUACAGCCGCCUCGGCCUGUACGGCUCUGUGCCGCUGCUGGUGGCCCACAAGCCAGACAGGACUAUGGGUGUGUUCUGGCUGAAUGCAUCCGAAACGUAUGUGAACGUUAAUUACAGCCCGUCUGACCACGAGGACGGCCAAACACCCCCAGUGAAGAGGAGACGGACUGAGCCUCACACUGACGUCCACUGGCUGUCAGAAAGUGGCGUUAUUGACUGCAUGGUUCUGCUCGGGCCCAGCCCACAGCAGCUGUUCACCCAGUACGCUCAGCUCACAGGAUAUCCAGCCCUGCCUCCGUUGUUUGCGCUCGGGUACCACCAGUGCCGCUGGAACUACAACGACGAAGCUGAUGUGAAGGCUGUAGACGAUGGAUUUGAUCGCCAUCGCAUCCCGUACGACGUCAUCUGGCUGGAUAUCGAGCACACCGAUGGGAAGCGUUAUUUCACCUGGGACUCUGCUCUGUUCCCUGACCCGGCCGGCCUGCAGCGCCACAUAGAGAAGAAGAAGAGGAAGUUGGUUGUGAUAAGUGAUCCCCACAUCAAGGUUGACCCUGAUUGGCCGCUGUACUGUGAGGUCAGAGAUGGAGGGCAUUUCGUCAAGAACAGAGAGGGGCAGAUGUAUAAGGGCUCAUGCUGGCCUGGUGAGUCCUUGUACCUUGACUUCAGCAGUCCGAACACUCGGGCAUGGUACUCCAGAUGUUAUGGCCUGGAUAAGUACAAGGGAUCAACACCAUCGUUAUUUGUUUGGAAUGACAUGAAUGAACCGUCUGUGUUCGAUGGGCCGGAGUCCACGAUGCCGAAGGACGCCGUGCAUUACGGCGGCUGGGAACACCGGGAAUUACACAACCUGUACGGCUUCUACCAGCACAUGGCAACAGCAGAGGGUCUAAUAACUCGUUCAGGGGGCGUAGAGAGACCAUUUGUCCUCUCACGCUCCUUCUUUGCCGGGUCACAGAGACAUGGAGCAAUAUGGACGGGUGACAACGUCGCCACUUGGGAAUAUCUGAAGAUCUCGAUUCCAAUGCUGUUGUCUUUAAGUGUGACAGGCAUCGUGUUCUGUGGAGCUGAUGUCGGUGGUUUUGUACAGGAUCCAGAGCCAGAGUUGCUGGUGCGCUGGUACCAGGCAGCCGCCCUGCAGCCGUUUUUCAGAGGUCACGCUGCAAAAACGACAAAUCGCCGCGAGCCCUGGCUGUUUGGAGAGGAAGUCACCGAUGCAAUCCGCACUGUGAUCCAACAGAGGUACUGUCUGCUGCCUUACUGGUACACUCUGUUUCACCAGGCUCACACCUGCGGUCUGCCUCCUCUCAGACCUCUGUGGGUGGAGUUCCCGAGAGAAGAGAACAGCUUCACUGUGGACAACCAGUAUAUGAUUGGAGGAGCACUGCUGGCCUGUCCUGUAACUGAAGCCGGUGUGAAAGAAGUCAAAGUCUUACUGCCUGGAUCUGAUGAAGUUUGGUACGACGUCCACUCUAUGAAGGAUUAUAAAGGAGGCAGGACUCUGAGUUUCCCGGUCACCCUGGACACAGUUCCUGUGUUCCAGCGUGGCGGCUCGGUGGUCUGCAAGUCAACAGGAAGUGUUUCCUGUACAGCUGAACUCCAGCAGCUCCCCCUCUCCAUCACUGUCGCCCUCAGCUCCCAGGGCGUCGCUGAUGGUGAGUUGUACCUGGACGACGGCCACUCCUUCAGCUACCGCCACAAUAAGGCCUUCUGCCUGCGCAGGUUCAACAUGCUGUCAGGCCGUCUGCUCUGCCGUCCUGCCAGUGUAGAGGGAACAUUUGACUGUGAUACUGUCGUGCAGUCACUCACCGUCCUGGGUGUGAAGAGCAAACCGUCCACAGUGGUUGUGCACGUGUCAGGUUCUAAAGACACGGCUGCUGAUUUUCAUUACACGGAGAGCUGCUGCACGCUGACGGUGAACAACCUGAAGCUCAGAGUGACGGUGGACUGGGAGAUACAUAUAAAUGGUUAACUGUGAAAGUGUCAGUCACUGAGUUUCACUCCUCCAGGAGAAUGUCAGGUAAACCCUGUCAGAAUAAUUUUAGUUAAUCAAAUCACCACACUACGUUGAAUAUAUUUGGGAUAAAGACUUGUUUUAUGCUGUUGACACUAAAGUGUUCACAGCACUUGUAGCAAUUGCUACUUGUAGCUUUUAGCAAUUGUAGCUAAAACAAACAAGCCUUAAAAAAAGUGCAGGAGGGACUUCAUACAUGAUUGUUUAAUCAUUUUACUUGAAUUGAACUUAAAGUUUUUAGAAUUUUCUGACUUAAUUUGGUCAUCAAGAGAACAAAAGGGAAAUAUUUUAACUGGGAAUGAUAAGAUUGUUAUUUGUUCUUGAAUUAUCAAGAUAAUUGAUUUAUUGUUAAUAAUAAUCAGUGAAAAAUGAUUUAAAGUUGUGGAGUGAAAGUGUUCUGAAUUAAAGGCACACUGAUCUGCAGCUUCCUGUUGUAACAGACAUUUUAUUCUGAACAUGUUGUCAUGCUUAGCUGACCUUUAACAUCCUUGUUUUUCUAUUUUAUUUUUUUUUGGCAUACCCAAUAGAAAGCUUACAACAGAAGCAAACAAAACACAUGUAAGAGGCUUCAUUUGAAAGGUAACAUCUUCUACUUCCUGAAAAUGUGAUUCAUUUAAAACUCAGUAUGAACUGCAUCAGUUCAAAUAUGACUCAAGAAAGUUUCUUAUGUCCUCGUUGAUAAUAAUUCAUAUUUGAAUAAUAAUAACUCAGACAUCCUUUAAGUCAGAACUGUGCAAAUCACCAAACACCUUCUGCAACUUGCUUCAAUGUCAACCACACCUGUGUAAAAUUCCAGAUUUACAGGUCGAACCUUACAGGAGUUAGGGGUUUUUUAGGUUUUGCUGUCAGUGUUCUCGUGCCUCUGAAAACUUAAAUGUGUAUUAAAAAACAAUACAACUAUAUUUAGGAACUGGUGCGUUUUAAGAGGUUAACACCUGGUUACAAAGCAAAUAUUUUGCUCAACAACAUGGUGUUGUGUUGGUGUGAUGUGUGACCUGACCUCUUCCUAACCCAGAUGUUUGCUCACUGAAGAGAGACACAAAAUAGUACAAUAACAAAUGCUGCAAUAAGCUGAAUUCCUACAUGAGACAAGGAAAUAGCAGCGAGUGUAAGAUUCAGGGUCAAAACAACCUGAUAUUGUAACAUAUACUAUUAUUUUUUAACUUCUUUUAUAGUUUUGUUUAUUUAAAUUUUUAGGGUAUACAUGGAUCAGUAGUUCAGUUUCUAAGUUUUAGUGGCCACACCAGGUCAGGUAAAUGUACAAAAGUAAGGUAAAUGUCUCUAUACAUGGAUCGAGAAAAGAGAUAUUUUGAUCACAAAUAUUAAAUAAGAAAGACCAUAUUAAAAAUAAUCAAUAUUAAUAAUAAUGUCAAGAAUAAUAAAAAAAAUAAGUCAAUAAAAUAAUGAA